Messenger RNA from Rana temporaria (common frog), 2383 nucleotides. RefSeq names its product WW domain binding protein 11 (gene WBP11). The record is from RefSeq and is a predicted model, not a curated record. Gene Ontology annotation, biological process: mRNA cis splicing, via spliceosome. NCBI's taxonomy places the organism in Eukaryota, Metazoa, Chordata, Amphibia, Anura, Ranidae. Bases 172 to 2109 code for a protein of 645 amino acids. Gene Ontology annotation, cellular component: spliceosomal complex. The transcript has 12 exons.
AAGGACCUUCUGACACCGGAAGUGAAUGUCUGUUGACCCGGAGACGGAAGUGCGGUGUGUAGAGUGCCGAAUUGAUGGUGGAGAGAGCGGGCAAGACGAGGCAGAGGUAGCCGGAGAGGUUACCCUUUUAUUUUAUUUCUCGGUGGGGGAAGGUAGGAGAACUCAGGAGCCAUGGGGCGGAGAUCCACGUCUUCCACCAAGAGUGGGAAGUUCAUGAACCCCACCGACCAAGCCCGAAAGGAGGCCAGGAAGAGAGAGCUGAAGAAGAACAAGAAGCAGAGAAUGAUGGUGAGGGCAGCGGUGCUGAAGAUGAAAGAUCCCAAACAGAUCAUCAAAGACAUGGAGAAACUGGACGAGAUGGAAUUCAACCCCGUCCAGCAGCAGCCGCAGCUCAACGAGAAAGUCCUUAAAGACAAGAGGAAGAAGCUGCGGGAGACGUUCGAGCGAAUUCUACGUCUGUAUGAGAAGGAGAACCCCGAGACCUACAAAGAGCUCCGCAAGAUAGAGCUGGACUACGAGCACAAGAGGUCCCAACUCAGCCAAUACUUCGAUGCCGUCAAGAACGCUCAGCAUGUGGAGGUGGAGAGCAUUCCUCUGCCGGACCUUCCUCACGCUCCUUCCAACAUUCUCAUCCAAGACAUUCCUCUUCCCGGGACUCAGCCGCCCUCCAUUCUGAAGAAGACCUCCGCUUACGGACCUCAGGGGCGUGGCGUAUCUGUGACCUAUCCACCAGGGCACGGCGUUCCUCGCUUACCGCCCGGCAAGAAACCUCCUGGGCCGCCCCUAGGUCCUCCCCCACCCCAGGUUCUGCAGAUGUACGGGAGGAAAGUGGGCUUUGCAUUGGACAACAUUAUGAGGAAGAAGGACGACGACGUGAGAUUCAGCCCUGAUGGAGGUGAGCGCGGUCGCCACGACGCCUCCAGUUCCAGCGAAGACGAGGGUUACCCCAACGAGAUGGAACAGGAUAAGGAGGAGGAGGGGAGCAGCGACGAGGACAGCGACAGCCUUGCGUCGGAUGGGGGGCGGGACAGCGAUGAAGGGGAGUACGCACAGCGGGACAGUGAGAAGAAAGCUGCCGCUGAUAAAGGAGGACACAACGCACAUUUCACUGAGUCUUCAGAGAAAACCCAGAGGAAGAUGAAGAAGCCGGUGAAGGACAUCACACCCCUUCAGGCCAUGAUGUUACGGAUGGCAGGUCAGGAGAUGACGGAGGAGGACGAUGACCACGAAGCCGAAGACUAUUCGUCUCCCUCGUCAUCCGAGGACGAGUCUGAGCCGGAGAAUGAGCAGCGGACCAAAGAGUCGAAAGGGGAGGGCGCGGAAUCCAGCUCCUCCUCUGCACAGGGGUCAUCGUCACAGACGCCUGUAACCGCCCUGCCCCCACAGAUGCAGAUGCCGCCAUCCAUAAUGUCGGGACCUCCUCCUCUUGGUCCGCCACCUGUUCCACCACUACGGCCUCCUGGACCGCCUACAGGAAUGCCGCCUGGACCGCCUCCAGGAGCACCCCCGUUCUUGAGACCACCGGGUCUUCGCGGCCCACCACCACGUCUGUUACCGCCAGGACCUCCACCUGGCCGGCCUCCUGGCCCUCCCCCGGGGCCACCUCCAGGCUUACCACCAGGUCCUCCUCCUCGUGGCCCCCCACCCCGCCUGCCCCCACCGGCACCUCCAGGAAUGCCCCCUCCCCCCCGGCCUAUGAUGCGCCCCCCAAUGGUUCCUCCUCCUGGCACCGCUCCCCCCGGCAUUUACCCACCAACCCAGCUGGCAAACCCGGGUGUGCUGAGUGCACCUCCCAGCUUGAUCCAGAGACCCAAAUCGGACGAAAGCGGGGCCACCAUUGAGAAGAAGGCCACCGCGACCAUCAGCGCCAAACCCCAGAUCACCAACCCCAAAGCCGAAGUUACGCGUUUCGUCCCCACCGCCCUCCGCGUCCGCAGGGUGAACAAACCCACCACAGCCGGCGCUCAGUCCAUGAAGAGACACGAGGAGGAAGUGGUGAUGCGGCCGGUGCCCAAACCCGGACCCAAGAUAAUGGGGUCCCACGCGGUGGUGAAAACCAAGGACGAUAUGUACGAUGCGUUCAUGAAAGAGAUGGAGGGGCUUCUGUAAACGCGGAUCUGUUGGUUGUAGUAAAAUGUACUUUUAUGUGGAAGUUUACCCGGCGACAGCAUAUGCGGCGUCGGUUCCGAGAAGACGAAACGCGCAGGGAGCGGCUGUCUGCAGGCCGGGGUGCCGAUGGAAAGAUGAUUCUUAUAUUUUGUCUCUUGACUACUGUGACUUCAUAUUGUGUCCGGCCCGGAAAUCCCAUCAAUCCAUUUCAUGUUUUCUUUUUUAAUGUUCUGAGAGUAAUAAAGUUGUGUGACUUCCGAUAUUUUCACCACCA